Messenger RNA from Babjeviella inositovora NRRL Y-12698, 1137 nucleotides. RefSeq names its product pirin family protein. Lineage: Eukaryota; Fungi; Ascomycota; Pichiomycetes; Serinales. The coding region runs from base 122 to 1099 and encodes 325 amino acids. The record is from RefSeq and is a predicted model, not a curated record. The transcript has a single exon.
GCCUGGGGUAGGAAUAUAAAUACAUCUCAAAUCCCCCUUUCCAAUUCUCAAUUGUUUUUCAAGGUUCAUUUUAAGAAAACAAACCAACAUUCUAGUUCACUAAACCCACAAACAAUUACAUAUGUCCGAUAUGGUUGCGCCCCGCAGUAUUUUAAAGUUCUUCCUUGCUCUCGAGCAGGCUGAAGGUGUCGGCGCCCGUGUUCGCCGUACCAUCGGGACCAUGGGCAUGAGAAACUUUACGCCGUUCUUGAUGUUGGACCACUUCAAUGUUGACCCUAAGGCCGGCUUUCCUGAUCACCCACACAGGGGUCAGGAAACCAUCACCUAUAUGAUGUCAGGUGAAUUCGCGCACAACGACUUCACCGGCUCUUCCGGGAUCUUGAGACUGGGAGAUUUGCAGUUCAUGACCGCCGGUAGAGGUAUCGUGCACGCCGAGAUGCCAAUCCCUCUGGAAGAUGGCGCCCCCAUCGUUGGGAUGCAGUUGUGGGUCGAUUUGCCCGCCGAGUUGAAGGAGUGUGAGCCUCGGUACAGAGACUUGCGUGCAGCUGAAAUUCCAAUUGCCAAGCCCAACGAUAAGGUCACGAUCAAGGUCAUCUCCGGUGAGUCUUACGGGGUCAAGUCUGUCCAGGACUUGGCUUACACCCCGGUGGAAUACUACGACUACAGUGUUGCACCAGGAGGGUCUUUUGAACAGAAUAUUCCCGAGGACUUUAACGCCUUUUUAUACAUUCUCUCCGGCCCCGGUCUUACUUUGGGUGGGCAGCACAUUCCCCAGUACCAUUCUGUCUUCUUCAAGCGUGAUGGUGAAGGAAUUGUCGGUUCUGUCCCUGAAGGUGGCGAUGAGGAGACUCGAUUUGUCGUUAUUGCUGGCAAGGUCCUUGACCAGCCAAUCGUGCAGCAUGGGCCAUUUGUCGAGACCACCAAGGAAAAAAUAUACAAGGCAUUCGACGAUUAUCAGAGAGCUUCUAACGGGUUUGAGAGAGCCAGAAACUGGGCCUCCAAGAUCGGCGGCGGGGUCACCCCAUCCAUCAAGAAGGCUUUAUUGGAGGCUGAGAAGAAGCAAAACGAGAAAAACCAGAAGAUGGUGGAUGAGCUCUGAUUUGCCAAUGCAUUCAUUUAGUAAAUAGUUAAUAGAUU